AGGGAAAACAAACCAUCUAAAAGUACCCCCAAAGAAACCAUCUUCAAGCAAAAGCCUCAAAAUAAUAUUUGAGUGCGCGCGGCUCGGACAGUGUUUACGGACGAAUUGGAUUAUUUAUCGGAGUGCUGAGAUUAAGCCAUUUUGAUAAGCAAUUAAAAAAAGAUAAUACCGUUUUGUUGGUGCGGGCGGACGCGAUUCGGAAUUCGGGAAUAAUAUUGCCAUUGAAGAGCCAAGAAAUGUGUUCAGCUCCUGCGGGCAACGCCAAGAAUUAGCCAAGUGCAGUGUUUAGCAGCCAAUAAGUGAUACAACGUGCCUACCAACCAGUAAGGAAAUAAAUAGCCAUCACCGCAUCCCGGAGCCCGGAGCAUCACGGAGAGGAAUCGAGGAAGUAAUCACCAGAAGCGGCAAACAUGGCGACUGAGAUCGACGAGCUGAUCGAACAGCUUAAGACGACCACCGUCAGUACUGGGAACACCACAAACCUGCUCUGCGAAAUCUCGGCCACCAAGGACCCCAAGCUCUUCGACAAGCACGAGCUGGCCGACUGCUUCCUGGGCCUCACCAGGUGCGAGGACACCAACGUGCGCAAGGAGGCGGCCAAGUGCAUCGCCGAGAUCACAAAAUCGGAGGUGCAGCGGAAAAAGUUCACCAAGCGUGAGAUCAUAGCGGGCUUCCUGGAGUGCCUGAAGCAAGUGCCCACCCCGGAUGGCAGCAUGGAGCUGCCCAUACAGAUCUGCCGCGCGCUGGGCAACAUCUGCUACCUGAACGACGAGGCCAGGGACCUCAUUCUGGAGCUGGAGGGCGAUGCUGUGCUGCUGAAGCUGCUGGACAUUUCCACCAUCGAGGACGAGGCCAAUGCGGCGCAGUUCAUCAAGGUGCGCGGAGGACUGCUCUCCAACUACCUCCUGGGCGGCGAGGGCCUGGCCAAGCGGGCCAUGGAGCUGGGGGUGAUGAAGAAGCUGCAGGCCAUCAUCGACACCGGAGCCUCCAAUGUGGAGGUGCACGAAGACCUUCUGCUCAACACCCUCCCGCUGCUCAGCAUCCUCACCGAGAACGUGGCGGACCUGAACUUUGAGUCUGCCCUCAACAUCCAGCUGUCGCGCAUCCUGGCCGCCUCAACCAACCCUGACCUGGCCGAGAUGUGCCUGGAGCUGCUCCACUACCAGGCGGAGAGCGACGAGGUCAAGCUGCUGCUGGCCAAGGACGGUCUGUGCGAGACCAUCUACAACCUGCUGGAAAAGUACAAGACGCUGGCCAGCACCAGCGAGGCCCGGGCCCUCAUGAAGCUGGCCUGCGAGCUCAUCGUCUUGAUUCUCACGGGAGAUGAAUCGAUGCACUAUCUGUACACGACACCGCUUCUGAAGAACAUGGUCGACUGGCUAGACUCGACGGACAUCGAUCUGCUGACCACCGGGGUACUGGCCCUGGGCAACUUUGCCCGCACCGACAGCCACUGCAUUUACUUUGUGGAGCAACAGACCAUGACCAAGCUGCUGGCGGUGCUGUCGAAGAACAACGGCGUCAAGGAUGACGUGCGUCUGCAGCACGCUCUGCUGAGUGCGCUGCGCAACCUGGUCAUUCCCAAGCCCAACAAGAACGCGGUGAUCCAGGCGGGCCUGGUGCAGACCAUCCUGCCCAUGCUGGAGAUCCACCAGCCGCCCGUCGUCUUCAAGCUGCUGGGGACUCUGCGCAUGACCGUCGACGGCCAGGAAAAACUAGCCCUGGAGCUGCUGAAGAACAAGACUCUGAUCGAGCAGCUGGUGCACUGGAGCAAGUCGUCGGAUUAUGCGGGGGUCACUGGGGAGUCGCUGCGCCUGAUGGCCUGGUUGAUUAAGCACGCCUACCUCAGCAAGAUCGCCUACGCCCUGCCCCGCAAGGGCGAUGCUCCCGCCGAACAGAUCGCCGACAAGAUUCCCCUCACCCAGGACUACGACCGCUCCAGCCUGACCGAGUUCCUGGCCAACGAGGGCACCGUGGAGGCCAUGGUCAGCAUGCUCACGGCCCAGCACCUGGUGAUGCAGAACGAAGCCCUGAUCGCCCUGUGCAUCCUGUCCGUGGUCUACCUCUCGCAGAAGAACGAGGCCGGCCAGGAGCAGGCACAGCGGCUGCAGGACGAGCUGAUCAAGUGCGAGGUGGGCAAGAAGCUGGCCGAGCUGAUCAGCAAGUCGUCCGACAGCAUGACCAAGGAGAUAGUCGAGAACCUGCAGAACUGCGUCAACUUGCUCAAGUCUUCCGAACAGCUGUUGACGCACCUGGAGGAGAACAACAUCAACGAGCUGUUGAAGUCCAUACCCAUUCUCACCGAGUACUGCACCUUGUAAGCGGAUGGGGAGGCGUGUAAUUGCAUUUAAACCAGCACCGAAGGAUGCCUCACCUAGUUAGGGGCUCUUAGCUCUAGACCCACAUGUAGUUUUCACCUUAGAGCAACGAUUCAGAUGUAGACUUGACUGUAGUUUGGUAAGAUGAUGAUGCAGAUGAUCCACUCCAGAAUCGCACCCCAACCUGAGAAAAGCGGAAAGUAUUUUUUAGACGCAAGCGUAUUUUGACUGCAUUUAAGAUGAAUCGAUGGAAUAUAAAUCGUAUAAAUAUUUAUAAUAACGCAUAACUUAUACGAAUACGAAUAAUAUUAACAAUUUAGCAUUAAAAUCUUUUCUGUUAAAUGAUUUUUAAGAGCACAAUAACAACAAAUCGAGGUGAUAUCGCUAAAUAUAUUUAAUAAAUGUAUUUUAUGUAUUGUACUUAUAAUCUUUAAUUGAAAACUUUUAACCCCCGUUGCUGGCACGAUACCAAAAACGAUACGAAUACCGAUUCUAUAAAGCGCACAAUGUAAUUUAGGUAUUUUAAUUGGUGCACAAAAAAAACAAAAGAAAUAAAUUAAAAAACAGACACCAUUCAUUCGGAAAAUUCUCAGAUUGCAUUUUUAAACAAAAAAAUUAAAAACAAAUCUGCAACUCCGUAACAAUCAGUAAUCCACAGUUGAAACUUGAACGAAAAUAUGCAAUUUUACAAAGCGUAGUCUUAGAAUAUAUUUCAAAUUUUACCAAUUAUUAAAACACAAUGUACUACAAAUUGUUUUGGUCACAAAAACUGAAAGGAAAAUAAGUAAAAUAUAGAAGAGCACAAUAUAUGAAACGACUAUUGUAAAGCGUUGAACACAUACACAUAUAUUUAUAAAUUCUAAACACGAUCCUGUACAUUUGAUAAUUCAAAUAAAAUUUGAAAUGCAUGAGAAAAAGAGAAAA
Molecule: messenger RNA, 3242 nt
Organism: Drosophila bipectinata
Lineage: Eukaryota; Metazoa; Arthropoda; Insecta; Diptera; Drosophilidae
Gene: vimar
Product: visceral mesodermal armadillo-repeats
Biological process (GO): positive regulation of GTPase activity
Cellular component (GO): cytosol
Molecular function (GO): guanyl-nucleotide exchange factor activity; protein binding
Source: RefSeq, a predicted model, not a curated record